AUCAGCUCUGUGUGCGGGCUGAGCUUCGAUGGAGGACCACAUGACGGAGCACAACAAGAAGCGUUAUGAAUGUGACGUGUGUGGCAAGGCCUGCCGGAGCCCGAGCAAGCUGGAGAUCCACCGGCGGGUGCACACGGGAGAACGCCCCUUCGACUGCUCGGAGUGCGGCAAGAGUUUCAAGACGGCGAAUGUCCUCAAGGCCCACCGGCGAGUGCACACUGGCGAGAAGCCCUAUGGCUGCUCCACAUGCGGCAAGAGCUUUACCCAGAUGUCGCGGCUGCGGGAGCACCAGCGGGUGCACAGCAAUGAGCGGCCCUUCACCUGCUCCGACUGCGGCAAAGGCUUCAAGUCGUCCAAGGACCUGAAGGUGCACAGGCGGCUGCAUACCGGGGAGCGGCCCUACACCUGCAGUGACUGCGGCAUGGGCUUCACCAAUUCCAGCAACCUGCUAAAGCACCAGCGGACCCACACCGUUGAGCGCCCCUACACCUGCGCCCAGUGCAGCAAGGGCUUCACCCACUCCAGCAGCCUGCUAAAACACCAGUGCACCCACACCGACGAGCACUCAUACACCUGUGCCCAGUGUGGCAAGGGCUUCCCCCACUCCAGCAACCUGCUGGUGCACCAGCGCACCCACACCGGCGAGUGCCCCUACACCUGCGCCCAGUGCGGCAAGCGCUUCACCCACUCCAGCAACCUGCUGAAGCACCAGCGCACCCACACCGGCGAGCGUCCCUACAAUUGUGCCCAGUGCGGCAAGGGCUUCACCCACUCCAGCAGCCUGCUGGAGCACCAGCGCACCCACACCGGUGAGCGUCCCCACACCUGCGCCCAGUGCGGCAAGGGCUUCACCCAGUCCACCAGUCUGCAGCUGCACCAGCGAACACACACCGGGGAGCGGCCCUACACCUGCACCCAAUGCGGCAAGGGCUUCAUCUGCUCCAGCAGGCUGCUAGAGCACCAGCGCACCCACACAAGGGAGUGGCCCUACACGUGCGCCCAGUGCGGCAAGGGCUUCAUCUGCUCCACCAGGCUGCUGUCGCACCAGUGGAUGCACACCGGCAACCGUACCGUCCCCAGCCUGGCGUGUGGAGAGCGCUUUGCCAUUGGCUCCCACGCCUUGUCUCACCAGCACGUGCAAACCAGUGGCCAGCCCUACGACUACCCGCACUGUGGUGAGUCGUUUGACAGCGUGCGGGGAUUGACGCAGCACCGGCAGACUCACACCGGCGAGCAGCUGCUCCCACAAGAGAGCAUGGUCGCCGCUGCCGACGGUCUGAUGUCCGAAGCCCUCGCAUCGGGUUGA
Molecule: messenger RNA, 1306 nt
Organism: Amblyraja radiata (thorny skate)
Lineage: Eukaryota; Metazoa; Chordata; Chondrichthyes; Rajiformes; Rajidae
Product: zinc finger protein 664-like
Exons: 2
Coding region: 29-1306 (425 amino acids)
Biological process (GO): regulation of transcription by RNA polymerase II
Molecular function (GO): RNA polymerase II cis-regulatory region sequence-specific DNA binding; DNA-binding transcription factor activity, RNA polymerase II-specific
Source: RefSeq, a predicted model, not a curated record